ACAACGAGAAGGGAGUUCACAAUGUGCGUUCAACGUCUGUGCCGCUGCUGUCAGUGUCGUUUGGUCAACGCUGCGCUCCGUACGUCGCUCAUCUUGCGCCCGCGGGAUCGGAAACUUUGGGAUUGCGGAUUCUGACGACUUCUGCGACGGGUGCUGCGAGAGUGUGAACUUCGUUUUGUGCCACGUACGAUACGAUCAUGGCUACGGUUGCGACUUCGGUGUCCGUGGACACUGAGGCGACUGCGGAUGGUGAGGAAGGCGCCGACGACGAGAACACUGCGGAUGACGAAAACGCGGAUGACCGUGAAAGAAUCACGGAUUGUGAAGCCGCCGCAGGUCGUGAAGUGCUCCCUGUGGAUGAAAAGAUCGUUGAUGUGGCUUUCGCGAAAGAGGUCGGUACUGCUGGUGGUGAACCGACUCAAGACGACAGGUGUGACGACCUGGAAACUAUUGGUGACAAAUCAACUAACGAUGAUAAACCAGCGGCGGCCUACGAGGAAACUACUUCGGACACCUUUGAAUGUGAUUCUUGCAGUGUAGUACUUGCGGAAGAUGUGGGAUUUGCUGGUAACAAGGCAGUCACAGAGGAAAAAGUUGCGACGGUCGACGAGAAGCCUGUGAGUGUAAGUGUUGCGAGUGAUGUGGGGGCUGUUCGCGACGUGAGAUUGGCAAGAAGCGAAGUAGUCGAAGACGACGAACAGGCGCUCGAUGAGGCGGUUUCAAGGGACGUGGAAACUGGUGAUGGCGAAGAUGCAGCGAGUGACGAGACAGUGGACGACGAAACAAGCCUUGAGGAUCGGGAUGUCGUUGCCGACGAGCCAGCUGACAUCUGCUGGAGCGAUCUGGUUAAGAAGGUGCCCUCGCAGUACCUAUGGUUCAAAGCCCUCCGGAGGAUACGGGACUCCUGGUCCCAACCGUGCGGUGCCGGCGGCGACGGACCCUACCCUAGAAGACCGUCGUGGGCACCCUUGGACACCGUCUCCCUUGCCGUCAGCAACCGGGACACCUCAACCACUGAUCCCCGCCGCCCAAUGUCCAUCGUGACCUUCCAUAAUGGCUCUUCCUCGGUGCAACCGUCAGACCAGGAGCUCUUGCAAUUCCCGGACGGGCACACGGCCAAGCUGUGGCGGACGGGCAAUCCCAACGCCAACUCUGUGGUCAUCUCGGUGUCCCCGGCCAGGAGCGAGUCCAACAAUUCCUUCCAGGACAGCUCGAGCACGGUGGUCGCUGGACCCACACCUAUUCUGCGAGGUUCCAUGGAUGGCAACCUGGAGAACAACAACAUUGCUUGCGUCAACGCGUCGUCCGGCAACCACGGUAGCGGAGCGAUCCAGCAGCAUUUCAAGAAAGGCUUCUCAUUUCGCGGCCUCAACUUCCCGCGCCUCACCAACAGCUUCAAGGACGACAAGCUGGAACUGGCCUACCAGGGGUACUCUCAUCGGCAGCGGCAGACGGCGCUGGUUAUCGUCAAUCUCAUCGACGUGUUUCUCAAGGUGGCCAUGUUGGUGGCGUUCUUUGUGGCGGGAGAAUUAGACGAACCGCGGUUGACGUGCGCCCUGCUUCGCAACCUGCCGUGGAUUGCGGUGAACUUGCUUCUGUGUCUUCUGACCUACUGGAAGUUCUUCGCCAGCAACUACCUCCAUUGGGGAGCGCUGCUAAUCUGGAUUGCACUCAACGCCGAAGGUAACGGCACCUUCGGCGUCACGUGGGGAUACCUCCAGUUCGAACCCGGGGGCGACGUGGCCGGGGACGGAUCCUGGCACGUGAUGUUCACCGUGUUCGUGACGUACGCCAUGCUGCCGCUGCCGCUCAAGUGGUGCAUCGUGUGCGGGGUGCUGGCGUCCCUGGGCCAUCUGCUCGUCUGCUGCCUCUACAGGGCGCACCUGGACAGACCCGAGUUUGAACGGAUGAUCCUCACCAACGCGUGCCUGUACGCCUGCAUCAACUUCGUGAGCAUGUACACCAAGUACCUCACGGACCGGGCCCAGCGAAACGCCUUUCUGGAGACGCGCAGAUCCAUCGAAACAAGGUACAGGACCGAGAAGGAAAUCAAAAAGCAGGUAAGAGCUCAUUUACUUUAUGAUUCUUUUCAAAUAGACGAGAGGCAGGACUGCUACUCGAAUUCACAAGUAACGAAUCAAAGCUAG
Molecule: messenger RNA, 2147 nt
Organism: Ixodes scapularis (black-legged tick)
Lineage: Eukaryota; Metazoa; Arthropoda; Arachnida; Ixodida; Ixodidae
Exons: 5
Coding region: 198-2147 (649 amino acids)
Biological process (GO): adenylate cyclase-activating G protein-coupled receptor signaling pathway; cAMP biosynthetic process
Molecular function (GO): adenylate cyclase activity
Source: RefSeq, a predicted model, not a curated record